Molecule: messenger RNA, 1409 nt
Organism: Rhizophagus irregularis DAOM 181602=DAOM 197198
Lineage: Eukaryota; Fungi; Glomeromycota; Glomeromycetes; Glomerales; Glomeraceae
Molecular function (GO): FAD binding
Source: RefSeq, a predicted model, not a curated record
AUGCAACAAAAAAUUCCAACUGUAAUUAUUAUCGGUGCAGGUCUAGGAGGCCUUACUCUUUAUCAUGCUUUGAUUAAGAAUAAAGAUAAAAAAGAAUUCAACGUGAAAAUCUUCGAACGAGAAUCCGGCCCUCAAGCUCGAUGGCAAGGAUAUCAUAUAGGCAUAAACAAAUUUGGAGCUCGAUCUCUUAUAAAUUGUAUUCCUUCAUCGAUCGCUUUAAACCUUCCAAAAGCAAUGCCAAAUCCAGUUUUUAAUGUAGAAUAUCAUGGAUUUUCACUCACCGAUCAUACAGGAAAUCUACUAUUAAGACCUCCAACUAAACAAGUUAAAGAUGUUUACGAAGUUGCAAAUUUAUCUGUCGGUUCUUCAAUAAUUAUAACUUGUCGUGAUAAACUUAGAGAUGUUCUAUUAGAAAAUGUACCAGUUCAAUGGGGUAAAAAAUGUAUUAGAUAUGAAGAAACUGAUGAUGGUGUUUGGGUACUUUUUGAAGAUGGUUCAAAAGAAUUUUGUGAUAUAUUAGUUGGUGCAGAUGGUAUCAAUUCUCCAGUUCGAAAACAAAAAUUACCAGAAUUGCAAAUUUUUGAUUAUGGAUCAACCAUGGUAAUUGCAAAUGUGGAUGCACCUAAAAAUCUUUUAGACAGAUUAAUUACUAAAUUCAAUGGAAAAGGUAUAAUUCAAUCUGUUGGAUUAAAUGGAGAAACUACGGUCACUCUUUUUCGUCUUAUUCCAAUAGAGAAAGAAAAUUAUAAGAAUAAAAAUGAAUCUUAUUAUAGAGCAACAAUAUUUUUUGAAUAUCCAUCUAAAUUAGAUGAUGUUGAACAUGAUAAAAUUAAAGUUGAUGAUAAUGAUCCUGCAUCUGUUGUCGAUCAUGUUAAAUAUAUGAUUCGAAAAUUAAGACCAGAAUGUGAGUUAACUAACGUUAUAUUGGAACUAUGGGACUUAGUUCCUAAAACGACUUCUGAUCCAUCUAAAACUUACAAUCCUAUACGAAGAAGAAAGAUGCAAGAUAUUGACCCAUUAUCUGUUAAUACAUGGACGAGUAAUAGAAUUACAUUAUUGGGAGAUGCCGCUCAUGCUAUGAGUCCUGUAUUAGGAUUAGGAGCGAAUAAUGCUAUUGAAGAUGCUGAAGUUCUUUCUCGAGCAUUACUUAAUUAUUCUUCAGAAAAUUAUAUUUCUUGUAUUAAAGAAUAUGAAAAUGAUAUGUUAAAACGAAGUUCCGCUGACGUACUAAAAUCUCGAUUUGUUGAGAUAAGAAACACUACUCCAGUUGGAUAUAUUGGUUGUUUUUUUAGAAAUAAUAUGUUGAGAAUUACAAAUGCUAUUAUGAAAUUUUUCGAUUAUAACUUACUUGACAGAAAGGAUUAAAUAUAUAAUGUAAAUUUAUUAUACAUAUUUAUAAUAUAUAGUAU